GCCUGGCACCACAGAAACAGGUGGACAUGGGCGCCCAAUUGGCAAAGGAGAAUUAAGCAUGGUUAAUCCCCCACGGCGGGGAGCUCGUUCAAGUUGCUGUGCAGCUCAUCGAUGACCUGCACGGAACAAGCAAGGCUUCCAAUAUAUUGAUCGUCCCAGAGUCGUUUGCGAAGGUCGUCGGCAGCCCCGUGCCUGAUCAGGCCUGAUCAUACUUAUCUGGGAACCCUAAGUUCAAGAAUGGAGUCCCUUCCUUUGUCCGUGCGGCGGCUUUCGAGCGAGGAAGCUGGUACCCCCCCGUCCAGCGGCAGCAAUUCCCCGGCGGGCCCUGGCCCAGCCAUGUACAGCGCCUCCAGCUCACCCCUCCAUUCUCCAAUUCCCCCCUCCCGCAAUCUCCCCCCUCACCCCCCAUCCCGCUUCAGCCAGAGCCCCCUCCACUCCCCCCGCCCGCCUCUCUCGCCCCGCCCGCGCGGCCCCGGUCCCAGCCAUGCAUUGCCCUACGUCCCCAGCACCCCCCCUCCCAGCAUCACCCCCUUCUCUUACGCCGCGUCCCUGGGCCCUGGCAAGUCCCCGCUCGCCCUGCAGCCCCCCUCUGGCCCCAGCACCCCAGUGUCGUACUUGCCCUCCCCUGCCACCCCCUCCUUCAGCAAUUACAGCAACCAGAGCGGGGUGUCAUCGCCCACCUCGCGCGACCACCCCGCCAGCUCGUCCACGUCCAUCUCCAUCCAGGACCUGCAGGACAUGGCGCGGCGGCGCAGCCUGUCCGGCACACCCAGCCACACGGGGCGCGCCAGCCUGGACAGCCAGCACACACCCGGACGCGCCAAGCGGCACUCCGCCCCCGGGAAGCUGGCAAUUUUGCAGAACAGGGUGCGCUUCCAGAGCCGGGACGCCAAGAAGCUGUUUGCCUUCAUCACUAUCAACGCCGUCUUCUCCACUGCGGAGAUGCUCUACGGCCUGCUCACCAGCCGCAUCACCCUUGUUUCGGAUGCCUUCCACUUGUGGUUUGGCUGCGGGGUGCUGACCCUGUCUUUAGUGGCCAUGGCAAAAUCGCGGCAGCCACACGAUGCAAAGUACACUUAUGGGUAUGAGCGCUUGGAGGUGCUUGCGGGCUUCACGAAUGCGCUCUUCCUCCUCUUCUUGUCCUUCUCCCUCUCAGUAGAAGCUCUCACAGCCUUCAUUGAGGACGAAAGCGAGCACAGGCACUAUUUGACAUUGUCGGCUGCCACCAAUCUGGUCGUCAACGUUCUGGGGGUCAUCUUCUUCCGGCACUUUGCCCGGGUGCGAGUUGUAUAUAGGCGCUCUCAAGACAUGAACCACCACUCCAUCUUUCUCCAUGUUUUGGCCGACUCCAUCAGGAGUGGAGGCAUCAUCCUCGCCUCUUGGUUGCUGGCAAUCGGGUUGCCUUACGCUGAGACGUUCGUGGCGGCGGCUGUGGCCGCCCUCGUGUUGUACAUCACCCUGCCGCUGUUCUAUGCGGCGGGGGCCGUCCUGCUGCAGACGACGCCCCCCAGCAUCACGGCAGGGGCGCUCGACAAGACUCUGCGGGAGGCGCGCUGGUGUGACGGCGUGCUGGACAUCGUGGACCACAAGUUCUGGGCUCUGGUGCCGGGAGCGACGGUUGGCACGCUGCAUGUCAGGGUACGAGCAAAUGCAGAUGAGCAGCGGAUCCUAAAGCAUAUACACAGUUGUUUCAACAACAUGGGCGUGGCAGAUCUAACAGUGCAGAUAGAAAAGGAGGUACUUUCUUGAUAUUGGCGUCUCUUUGCGGAAGGGAUACUACAGGUGAACUUGGCAAAGUAUCUGUCAAGCCACAAUGGCCGCAACCGAAGUCCGACAGUCUGCAUUUGAGAUGUGUCCUUUCUACCGUCACUCGCUGUUCAGAUUGCUAAAAGUGACCAAGUGUUUGAUCAGCAAGCAUUGGGCACAUCUUUUGGCAGGGCGGGCGAUCAGGACACCGAACUUACAGUACAUCCCGAAAGCCAAGACGGCAGGUUCGGUAAUACGAAGUUUGGUCAGCCUUACGCUCUAGAUUGCAAGACUCUGGAAUCUAUAUUUGCGUUCUGCAGAGCCCGGGCAAAGGGUUUUGCAAGUCGUCCAAAACGAUGAAGUGUCCAUGGAAGGGCCGGGCCUCUACCAGGUAUCGCAGGUCGAGAGACGUAGCCACCCCUAGCUCUUUCAGUUUGGCAGCCGCUCAAAUCCAUGCCCCG
Molecule: messenger RNA, 2207 nt
Organism: Klebsormidium nitens
Lineage: Eukaryota; Viridiplantae; Streptophyta; Klebsormidiophyceae; Klebsormidiales; Klebsormidiaceae
Source: the annotation of a GenBank genome assembly